This is a messenger RNA of Eriocheir sinensis (Chinese mitten crab), 3302 nucleotides long. RefSeq names its product zinc finger protein OZF-like. The record is from RefSeq and is a predicted model, not a curated record. Gene Ontology annotation, molecular function: RNA polymerase II cis-regulatory region sequence-specific DNA binding; DNA-binding transcription factor activity. The coding region runs from base 497 to 1675 and encodes 392 amino acids. The transcript has 7 exons. NCBI's taxonomy places the organism in Eukaryota, Metazoa, Arthropoda, Malacostraca, Decapoda, Varunidae. Gene Ontology annotation, biological process: regulation of transcription by RNA polymerase II.
GGAAGGCUACCCUUAGAUACAAAGUCAGACUGGAACGAAUGGAUGACGCGAGGCUGGCACGGAAGGUUUACUUGUGGAGUGUGCAUGAGAGCAAAUGGAUUAAGAACUGCAUGAGAAUGGUUGGUGACAGUGGUAUGCGAGUCAGGUGGGUGAGCAGAGAGGAAGGGAGGCGUUUCUUUGAAUGGAAAAUGACUGACAGCAACAGUGAGGAUCUAGAAUGGGAUGCGAGAAAGUGGAAGAGAGAGAUAGACAGUGCAGUGAAAGGUGACGGUCUGAGUGAGGCACUGAGUGAGAUGGGCUGGGAUGUGAAUGGGAGGAUUGCAGGAACAGAGAGGGAAUGGAUGCUGCUGCUGCUGGGACUGAGUGAUGAAGCAAAUGAUAGAAUUAUAGAAGCCAUGAAGAGUUUUCUGGAAAAGGUGUGGUAUGCAAGAAAUAGGGAAUUGGAAGAUGUGUAAUGGAUACUGCUUGUUUUGUUUAAUUUUUACAGGUUGUGUCGAUGCGAAGGCCUGACUCUCCAACGGGUCACCUGUACAGCAAGAGCAAGAGAGCACACGCCGCAUCCCUUCUGGCCCUGCCCAACCCUCUAAACCCCCUAAAACACCCCAGAAGAAGAAGACGACGAAGGCUCCACACCCACGGGCCAGCGCUGGGGACCUGCUGGCCAGCGACACCCUCAGCCCCAACACUGCCAGGACAACACCUCCACCACCGCCGCCGGGAAGUCUUAACCUUCUCAUGCAGCAGAAAGCUCUCACGGGCACGUCCACCCUCGACCACGACCACGGACCCUAGGCCGCCGGUGUGUGGAGGAAAAGAGAACAAGGAAAGAACGAGGACAACAGCAACACACUCAGCUUCCGCAAAGGUUGGGGCCGCCUCACCUGCAGGGCUGGACAGCAGCAUGAGUGGCCAGGACAAGCAGGAGCAGACUGCUGCAGGGGGCAGGAGGGUCAGUGGUCACCAGAUGAAGCAACUGGCUGCUGGCAACUCCAGCAACAAAGGAGAGAGGAAGUUUGUGUGUCUGGAGUGUGGAAAAGAAUUAACCACAUGGCAUGGCCUCAGAUAUCACACCCUUACACACACUGGUGUGAAGAACUAUGAAUGUAAGGAAUGUGGGAAACAAUUCAUCCAGAAGAGUACCCUUGAUAGACACACCCUUACACACACUGGUGUGAAGAACUAUGAAUGUAAGGAAUGUGGGAAAAAAUUCAUCCGGAAGAGUGACCUUGAUAGACACACCCAUACACACACUGGUGUGAAGAACUAUGAAUGUAAGGAAUGUGGGAAAAAAUUCAUCCGGAAGAGUACCCUUGAUAGACACACCCUUACACACACUGGUGUGAAGAACUAUGAAUGUAAGGAAUGUGGGAAAAAAUUCACCCUGAAGGGUAACCUUGAUACACACACCCUUACACACACUGGUGUGAAGAACUAUGAAUGUAAGGAAUGUGGGAAAAAAUUCAUCCGGAAGAGUCACCUUGAUACACACACCCUUACACACACUGGUGUAAAAAGUCAUGAGUGUGAAGAGUGCGGGAAGAGGUUCAGUGUGAAGCAGGCACUCAAUCGACAUGUCUUCAGGCACUAUGGCCUUAGAGAGUUCAAGUGUGAUGUUUGUGGAAAGCUCUUUAAGACAAAGAGAGACAUUGCCAGGCACAUGAAGAUCCACUUCUGAAGUGUGUCUGCCUACAGUAGUUAUAGUGACCAAGAAGGACAAGCAGGACCCGGACGGUGACAUCAUUAUGAGGCUUGAGUACGGUCUCCUGAACUCCUCGUCCCUGGAGCUGAUUGAGCAACCCACGUGUACCUCCCCAGCCUAAUGGUGAGCCUGGCGCCGCCCCUCGUGGUCUUCCAGCCUCCUCACCAGUGCAUCUUCCACUCCUCCGAGCUUGUGUAUAACUUGACCAACCAGUGAUGAGAGCGUGUGAAGCAGUUUGCCAACCUGGUCCUGGCCCUCAUGAUGCUGUUCGCCAGGAAUAUAUAGCGGAAACAAGUUUUGUUCCCAGCUGUCCCAUGAAGGUCUCAGGCAGCAGCCAUCCCUCAUGAUGAUGCAGCUCCCCUCAGCCUACCGGGCGGCCGCUGGUGCUGGGAACACACCCACGCCUCCCCCAACCCAGCUGCAAGGGGAACUUGCUGAGAGUGCAACGAUGGCAGCCUAUAGACACCUUCACAGAGCGACUCACUGGGAGAGAGGAGAGAGGUGGCCGCCAGGAGGCAGACCUGUAUAUUGAAGACCCGUGGGGAUCCCUUUGUACUCCGGAGAGGCGUUCAUGCAUCACAGCCCCAGAAAUGAACACAGCUUUUAUUGUAGAAUAUAAUUAAAAUCUUACGUUGUAUAGAAUUCAGGAAAUCAAAAUAACUAAGAUAUUGCUUAUAUAUUUUUUCAUUAAAAUUUACACAGCCUUUUCAUGUGCCCAUUUCUUGAAACCAACACUGAUUAUGUAAACAUUAACUUAUAUCAAUGGAAAUAUUAUAAAUACCACUAAAUGCUAAUACAAAUUAUGUUAAUAAUAACCUGAACACCAGUUUGAUGGAAAAGCAGAGGUUAGCAUCCCUGACUACAAAUCUGCAGGCCUUGGUCCAAAUCCCGGCCCAGGCAGUCAGCAUGCAACCCACCCAGCUGUUCAUCCUUUCUUUCAGGAUGGUCGGUAAACGGGUACCUGGGGAGACUUGGGACAGGUAAACAGUGGGUAACACGGAUGUUGCAUGGGACCUGUGUUGGGUUAAUUAAUGGGUUCUCUUCUAGUUGUAUAAAAACAAAUAUAUUAUUCUUUCUGAUGCACAUCUUAAGUAAUACCGUAAAUUGUCUCUUUAUCAAUUUUGUUCUUGACCACUGCAUGCCUCCCUGGUGAAGUGUUGAGGGUGAAUUUAAGCCAUGACUAUCCAGGCUUGGGUCUGGAUUCCCGAGUGAACAGUUUGGGCACAGCUGUUCAUCAUCUCUUUCAGGUGGGUCAAUAAAUAGGUACCCGGGGAAGGUAAACUGGUAACCAAGGUGCUGCACUUGCCGUGUGUACCCAGGGUAAUGAGUUCUCUCUCAUCACAGGCUCAAAAGCUAAUGAGAGGUGAGCAAUGAUGCCGAGUGGUCAGCGUGUGGGCAUGGUAAGCCCGUGGUUCGAGUCCCACAAAAACACGCUGAUUUUUCAAGCCAUCGCCGAGUGGCAGAAGAUUACCCACAUGCUGCCCAGAUCCGCAGUCAACCCUAACUUCAGCGAGUUCGUUCAAGUGGAGCACUGGGGGGCAGCAUGGGCCAAGCAGUCAUACAUCAUGGCAGCCACUAUAAAUAGAAUUCACCUGUGCCACUA